AUGCGCCUUGUGGAUUUAACUGUUUUACAGGAAGCUGCAUUUUCAAAUUCUCGAUGGCUUCCUUCUGAAGGGCGUGUGAGUCGAGCAAAUAUCAUAGACCGAAAUGGCGUGAUUCUUGCAACAAGUGUGACAACAUCCUCUUUAUAUGCAGAUGCUCGUUUGGUGACGGAUGGGAAACGCAUUGCCCGUAAACUCGUGAAAAUACUGCCUGAACUCAAUGAAGAAAACAUGGCUAGACGGCUAAAUUCGGGAAAGGCGUUUGUUUGGCUAAUGCGUCACUUGACUCCUAAACAACAGGAAAGGGUUUUAAGGCUUGGAGAGCCUGCUCUUAAUUUUCAACGUGAUGAAAAACGUUUUUACCCUCAUGGUUCUUUGUGUGCUCAUGUUUUGGGAAUGACAGAUAUUGAUGGAAAAGGCAUUUCUGGAUUGGAGAAAUCCUUUGAUAAUCAACUUAUGCAAGAUCCUUUGAAGGUUUUUAGUGCAUUAGAUGAUCGCGUCCAGGAUGAAACCUUUCAACAGGAUGCUGUUCAGACUUCUAUAGAUGUUCGUAUACAAUCUGCUUUGCAUCAUCAGCUGAUCUGGGCCAUGGAAAAGUUUAGCACAAAAUCAGCCAAUGGUUUGGUGGUGGAUUUGAAAACAGGUGAAGUUCUUGCGAUGGCAUCGCUGCCUGAUUAUGACCCUAAUGUUGAUAAAGGAAUUUUACCGAAAGAGGCGUACUUCAAUCGAAACACGCUUG
Stylophora pistillata is the source of this 736-nucleotide messenger RNA. Its product is annotated as probable peptidoglycan D,D-transpeptidase FtsI. NCBI's taxonomy places the organism in Eukaryota, Metazoa, Cnidaria, Anthozoa, Scleractinia, Pocilloporidae. The record is from RefSeq and is a predicted model, not a curated record.